AUGCAGAACCCCGCCAAAGACUUCAUCCCCCUGAUCCUCGAUCCCAUGCUCUCCACCGACCUCACCACACUCAACCGCACGGUCGACAACUAUAUCGCAGACGAUAUGGUGUUUCAUCAUCCCGCGUUUCAUGUCGAGGGGAAGGAGGAGGUUAGGAAACUGUAUACGACCUGGAGUUGGGCGAAUAGACGGUUUGGGGAGUUGAGGAUUAAUGCGUUUUGGUACGAUGAAGUGACGAACCGGGUCGUGACCGACAUCGAUUACCAACUCCAACCGACCUUCUUCCUCCCGACCGCCGAACCCCAACUCGCUCGCGUCAUCACCAUCUUCCACCUCCGCGCGGUCCCAACCUCAACCGGCGUCCUGCACUACCUAACCCGCCAAGAAGACUACUACCCAACCGACAGCAUCGUCGCCGCCUGCACACCGCAACCCUUCUCCCGCUUCUCAAAAUCUCUCGCAAACCUCAUCCUCCGCCUCGACGGCCUGUUCAUGAUCUACAUCCUCUCCCACGUGCUCUGGAUCGUGUCGGCCGUGCAUGAGGCGCUGGGGUGGAAGAAGAGCGAGUUGAGGGGCGUCAAGCAGAUUGUGGGCGUGGAUGGGAAGACGGAGAGUGUCCAGGAGAGGGAGAGGAUGUUGAGGCUGCUUGGGAGUGCGCCGAAGGCGGCUGGGGAUGGUGCGGCGCAGAGAAAGGCGAGGUUGGCGGUCGCUAAUGGCGCUGCGAGGCCGAAUGGGAUUUAA
Molecule: messenger RNA, 741 nt
Organism: Fimicolochytrium jonesii
Lineage: Eukaryota; Fungi; Chytridiomycota; Chytridiomycetes; Spizellomycetales; Powellomycetaceae
Exons: 2
Coding region: 1-741 (246 amino acids)
Source: RefSeq, a predicted model, not a curated record